Molecule: messenger RNA, 2396 nt
Organism: Cyclopterus lumpus (lumpfish)
Lineage: Eukaryota; Metazoa; Chordata; Actinopteri; Perciformes; Cyclopteridae
Gene: dkk3a
Product: dickkopf WNT signaling pathway inhibitor 3a
Exons: 7
Coding region: 96-947 (283 amino acids)
Biological process (GO): multicellular organism development; negative regulation of canonical Wnt signaling pathway
Cellular component (GO): extracellular region
Molecular function (GO): receptor antagonist activity; co-receptor binding
Source: RefSeq, a predicted model, not a curated record
AGUGAUGAGGCGCAUCAGCUGUGGUGUCGCUGUUUGUGCUUCUCAGCAUCGCCGCCACACCCUCAGAGUGCAGCAGCAGCAGCAGCAGCAGCAGCAUGACGCGGGUCGCCCUGCUAGUUUUGGCUCUCACGGCGGUCUGCCAUGCCAUCCUCCCUGAGAUCGUGCACUCAGACUUCGUUCACAUCCUCGAGGAUAACUCCGCGCAGGGACACACUGAGCUGGACCGCUUUGUAGAAGUGAAGCAACUGCCAGAGGAUCCGCAGCAGAAGCCCGAAGAUGCGUUUCACCAAAGGAACAACAAGAGUGUCAGUAUCCCUCAUGCCAAUAACCUUCCUCCAAGUGAAAAUGAAACUGCUUCUGAUAAAGUUAUUGAUAAUGAAUAUGUCCACACCUCAGAAGAACCGGAGACAAACAACAUUUCCACAUCUGUCCACUCUGGUGACCCUGGGAACAAUAUUGAAGAUGGGUGUAUCAGUGAUGGGGACUGUAUGAAGGGAAGUUAUUGCCUUUAUGACACAAGCAUCUCUAAGUGUCUGCAUUGCAAAGCAAUAGACAUGUCCUGCACUAAGGAUAAUGAGUGUUGUGCUGAGCAGCUGUGUGUAUGGGGUCAGUGCAGUCUGAAUGCAACAAAAGGAGAGGCGGGCAGCACUUGUCAACACCAGACUGACUGCAGCCCAGACCUCUGCUGUCUCUUCCACAAAGCCCUGCUCUUCCCCGUCUGCUCGUCCAAGCCCAUUGAGCGCGAGAGCUGCUUUGGUGCCUCCAACCAUCUGGUGGAGCUGUUGUCCUGGGACAUUCAGGAUGAGGGACCCAGGAAACAUUGCCCCUGUGCAGGAGAUCUCCACUGUCAGCACCUGGGCCGAGGGUCCAUGUGCCUUAAAGGAGAGGACUCGAGUGAAGAGGACCUGACGGACAGUCUAUACUCAGAGAUAGACUAUAUUAUCUAGAUGGAGCUUGAUUGCCUUGUCCACAGGGAUCCCCACUGACUCCAUAGCUUUGUUGCAAAGAGCAAUAGCACUUUCUGUUUGUCAGCUUAAUCCAAAGAGGUAAAGCUACACAGCAUGGACAAAUAAUUAAUAUAUUUUAUUUUAUUUAGCGUAUUGAGACCUGAGAUGAAAAGCUUGUUUAAAAGUAACUUGUAAAAAACGGGAAACACUAUAUUUGCAACAUCCUGUGUUACUAAGCAACACUGAUACUAUAUACUGCAUAUCUAACCCUUAUCUAAUGCUAAUCCCAGACAUACAGUUAACUGUAACACACUGUUCAAACAUGUCACCUGUAUUCCAUAGUUCAUUAGCUGAAACCACGCCGCCGAGUAGCAGAAGUCAAACCCAAAAAGAAUAAAUCUGUAUACAUGUCUGGUUAAACCUGUUUUUGGAGUACAACGAAAAAGUAUAAUUCUUGCUGCUUCGAUAUCCUAAAGUUGUUGGUAACGAAGAUGUUCCUUGUUAUUCCUGAGAAAAUGUUUUAGUUGACCUUUUUGCUUGAUCCCAGCAAUAUCUGCUCUGCUGCUUUGUUCCACAGAAGUACCGUCUGUUUUUGCCAAGACUAGGCCUCCGUUUUAUGGCACAUAAUUCAGAUGGCAUUAUGUGGACAACAAGAUGAAACACUGUCCAAUGUGGUGAUUCAUUGUAUCCAUAUUGUUUGUAUGUAUUGUUUCUUUUAAAUAUGUACUUAAUUCAGCCACACUUUAUCUCAAUUGUCCACUUUUGUCUUUGAAGACAGUUUAUUCCACUAAACUAAUUGAACUUUAAAUUGUUCUGUAGAAUAUACACCAUCAUAAUAUUUGGACCUUGUUUGAAAAUUAAACAAAUCACUAUAAAGGGUAUGGUGCAUCGUUGUAACUAUAAAAGUUAUCACAGUUUGACCCAAUACAUGUUUUACAAUUACUAAAUUGAGAGACUGCAGUCUUGUAACUAGAUUUCUGCUUGGAGCGAUGUUUUCUUCACAAUCUUAAAAGGCUUUUUAUAUAAAAAAUCCACUGCUAAGAAAAACGGUAUAUUUAAAAAGGCAUUAUUAUUCCUUAACCAUCACUUAGUAGCCUGUCGGAUCCCAUCAUGGGCACCAGUUAGUUUUAAUUCAAGAGCAAUUGUUUAACUCGUCAAGGAACUAUUGUUGAUUCAACACCUGCAUCUCCAGCUUAUGUUGCACACGUCUGUGGUGCCAAGCAUGCAAUUAGUCCCCCAAACCCCAAGUUUGUCUUCCAUGUACAGUAAAGUGACUUAUUUCAGAACGCCAGCAGGAAAUGAAUAAAAGCAAUGCCAGGUGUACAUUGUGCUGGACGUUAUCUCACAUAUAGCUGUCAAAUAUAAUCUGCACUGUUCUUAAGCACAUGAAACCCGACAUGCAGCUUGUACAAGUCCUACCUUUGGAAAAAUAAAUGUUUUUCGAACACC